CAAACCUUCUUGCUUCCUCUUCUGGUACAAGAAACCAGAGAGAAAUGCAAAGUGAGGAAAAUUUAUAAGACAAAAGAAGCAGCAAAGAAAGGUUGUUUCUUUGUUUCAUUCAUUCAAAUGGGUAUUACACAAAGUGACGACAAGAUGGAGGGAUGGCUAUAUACCAUUCGUUCCAAUCGGUUUGGGCUCCAAUUCUCGCGCAAACGCUAUUUUACUCUCCAAAACAACGUUCUUAAGAGCUAUAAGACUAUACCCACUUCAGAGAAAGAGGAGCCUGAUAGGAGUGCAAUAAUAGAUUCCUACAUUCGGGUUACAGACAAUGGAAGGGAGAGCAUCCACAAAAAAGUAUUCUUUAUCUUCACACUCUAUAAUACUUCAAAUCACAACUAUCAGCUUAAGUUGGGAGCAAGUAGCUCAGAGGAAGCAGCAACAUGGAUUCAUUCCUUGCAGGACGCUGCAUUAAAGAAAUCUUCAGGCAAUACGAGUAACAUUGUUGAUCCUCCUAAAAAGAUGUGGUCGUCUUUGAGAUUGAGUAGCAUAAAGAGGACCCGUGGAAACUCUAUGGACUGGAAUUUUAGUCCAUCACUGCACACCGAGGCAAUGACCUCUGAUGUCAUCGCACCAUCACCUUGGAAAAUAUUUGGUUGUCAGAAUGGAUUACGGUUUUUCAAAGAAGUAAAUGAUUGGGAUUCUCAUGGACGGAACGGGGAUGAAGCAAUAAUGGCUGUUGGAAUGGUUGCUGGAACUUCUGAGGCCAUUUUCCAUACAGUCAUGGCUCUUGGGCCCUCUAGAUCAGAAUGGGACUUCUGUUGCUACAGGGGUAGUGUGGUUGAGCACCUUGAUGAUCAUACAGACAUUGUUCACCAGCUUUUAUGCAGUGAUUGGCUAUCUUGGGGAAUGGGGCGAAGAGAUUUACUCAUUCAACGCUAUUGGAGAAGAGAGGAUGAUGGCACAUAUGUAAUUCUUUACCAUUCGGUGAUUCACAAGAAGUGUCCCCCUCAAAGUGGCUAUGUCCGUGCUUGCCUUAAAAGUGGUGGCUAUGUUAUCACUCCUGUGAACGGUGGAAAUAAGUCACUAGUAAAACACAUGCUUGCCAUUGAUUGGAAGCACUGGAGAUUGUACCUAUGCCCAUCAGCUGCUAGAUCCAUCACCACUCGUAUGCUUGAAAAAGUUGCAGCAUUACGGGAGUUAUUCAAAACCAAACAAGGAAAUUGUUUGUCAGAAUCCUAUGGAGAAUUUGAAAGAGAAAUGGAGUUGGCCCAAAUGAAGAAAGAGGGUACCCAAACUAAAGCACAAGAACCAGAAGAGAUUAGCAACACUGACAAGGAUACUUUGAUUGUGGAAGAGGUGGAGAAACAAACCUCUGGGCGUGCAAGUCUAAUGGACGUGAAUGAUACAUCAGAUGAGUUCUUUGAUGUUCCAGAAACAUCAGACUCAACAGAUUAUGACUGCCUGGAGAAUGAAUCAAGUCCAGGAUUGCCCUCCCUGAAUAGGCAACAGCCUGAGUUACCUUCUGCAGCUGGCCUCGUGAAAAACUUACAGGAGCUUGCAACCCAAAAGAAGGGUUACAUGGAGUUACCUGAGGUGACAAGGGAAGAAGAAAACAUCACAACUUACUCCUAUGGAACAACACUUCAAAAAGACCCAGCUUGCAAUGUGCCUUGCAGUUGGGCCACUGGUGAUCCUUCAGUAUUUUUGAUUCGUGGAGAAAAUUACUUAAAAGACCAUCAUAAGAUCAACGCAAAGAGCACCUUGAUGCAAAUGGUUGGUGCAGAUUGGCUAAGAUCUGGCAAACGAGAAAAUGAUUUUGGUAGCCGCCCUGACAGUAUUGUUCAGAAAUAUGCAGCAUGGGGCAGACCAGAAUUUUUCUUUAUUGUUAAUAUCCAGAUUCCUGGGACAACUAUGUAUACCAUAGCAGUGUACUACAUGUUAAAAACUCCUUUAGAAGAGCAUCUCUUGCUACAUAAGUUUGUAAAUGGAGAUGAUGCCUAUAGGAACUCAAGAUUUAAGCUCAUACCAUACAUUUCUACGGGAUCAUGGAUAGUCAAGCAGUGUGUUGGAAAGAAAGCCUGCUUGAUCGGUCAAGCCCUGGAAUGUCAUUAUUAUCGUGGGACAAAUUACUUGGAGAUUGAAAUUGAUGUUGGUUCUUCAACAUUAGCAAGGGGAGUAAUGAACUUUGUUCUUGGAUACUUCAACAAUUUGGUCAUAGAAAUGGCAUUUUUGAUACAGGGUAAUACACAGGAGGAGCUCCCGGAAUCUCUUCUUGGGACAUGCCGGCUUAAUCAUCUUGAUGUAACAAAAUCGGUCCUAGCAACACCGUGAAUUAGAAGAAAUCUUGUUUCCUUUCAUGGGAGGAAGAUGAUAAGGGAGAUACAUCAACUCAAGUGUAUAGGUUUAAAAAGACCCAAAAAAAAAAAAGAAGAAGCAGAAGAAGAAAAUUUCUUUCUCUUUCCUUCCAGUCACAUUGAGUUUGGCAGGAAUGUGCUAUGAUCAAGCUCUUUGUAAAAGGCUAUCCUUUCCUUUAUCAAGCUCUUUUUUCUUCAAAAUUCUGUCAAUUAAAUGUGUAUGUUUGUUCCUGCAAGCAUAUACAUAUAUGAUACAUGCAUGUUCUUAACAUUAUUAUCUGAAAAGAAAAUAUUAGUAUGCCAUAAAUUUGGUGGGGAAGU
Messenger RNA from Rubroshorea leprosula, 2666 nucleotides. Lineage: Eukaryota; Viridiplantae; Streptophyta; Magnoliopsida; Malvales; Dipterocarpaceae. The record is from the annotation of a GenBank genome assembly.